UUUCAAAUUAAAAACUGGAAUUAUAAUUGAGAUCAAACAAUGACCAGUUAAUUCAAAUGCAAAACAAUAUCAAUGCUUUAAGAAAUUUGAAGAUAUCCAGGACUUAUAAAAUGGAUUGGCGCGAGAAACUCUUUGGGAAAGUGUUGGUAAAGUGUUCUUCGGGACAAAAUGGACAAUUUGAGAAUAUUCCAACUUUGGAAGCCUUAAACGACUGUGUGGAAGAAGGGGAAGGUGUUGUGUGUGGUAUUUACUUCUCAUUUGCUAACAUUAGUGAAGAAAGUGAUGAUUUCGGUGUGCGUUUGGAGGAGGUGUAUAAGAAAGUGUUUCCAAGGCUGAAGGUUGUGGAGGUGGUGUUGUGGGCCCACGUGGGGACCCCGGAGGGUCCAUUGGAGAGAGAAGCUGGAUUCAGGAGGAGUUUGACCGGGAAGCCAUGGUUUGCUGUGCCCUUUCACGAUGUGGAUACUAAACGUCGCCUCACCCAAAAAUACAGCAUCGCAGUAGGAGUCCCCACCCUCAUCAUACGAGGGCGGCCAGUCCGUGCUGCCCUGAUAGCCGAUCCAACCGCCUCCGGCUUCCCCUGGCCAGCGCCGCCUUUACAUGAGGUCCUUAGAGGAGUCCAGCUUCAAGGUCCGGAUGGGAGUAAAGCCUAUGAAGAUCUGGGGGAUGCUGUUAGGGUUUUCUAUUUUGCAGCUCAUUGGUGUCCACCAUGCCGCGCGUUCGCUCCAAGCCUCUGCGCAGCAUUAUCGGCAGUGCGCAAGCGACGCGCCAAGUACGCGAACACGCAUCUCAUACUCGUCUCCAGCGACAGGAGCGAGCAAUCCUUCACCCGCACAGUCCAGUCCGUGUCCUCAGUGGGUGCUCUCGCUGUGCCCUGGGAUGCCGCCGAAGCCCGAGCGGCUCUCCCGGCGGCCCUGGGAGUCGCUGGGAUCCCUGCCCUGGUCAUCACGGAUUCGGCAGGGAAGGUGCUGACUGCGAACGGAAGACAGCAUCUUGCUGGAGAUCCUUUAGGAUUAAACUUCCCUUGGGCGCAGCGGCCGGUGUCGGUGUUGACCGAACAGGCGCUGCUGAAGAUGGCGCGACAUCCCGCAGUCGUAUUAUUUAUAGACGACGAAGAUUCUGAGAUAGAAUUCGCCGAGUCCGUCCUCACGCCCUCAGCAGAGUCCUACUACGAGGAGUGCAGCAUUCAGUUCCCAGGGUUCUGCCCGUAUCAGACCUCCUCUGAUGACGAGACCAUGGACUUUGACUAUCCCACGUCACGUGCUCACAAGAUUAAGAAGAAACCGUUUAAACACGUCAUGUUCUAUAUAGGCAUAGACGGCACGGAAGCCGCCGACAUGCUCCGCGAGCACGUCGGGCUGGACGACGCCGUGCCGCUGCUCACCGCCGUCGACUUCCCGAAACGGCGCGCCGCCACCAUGCGCGUCGGCGCCGCUAUCACCGCCGACUCCACCCAGCACUUUCUCGACGCCUAUUUGAGUGGUCAGGCGGCGUGCGUGCCUCUACAACCACAGACGGAUAAAUGUUAA
Molecule: messenger RNA, 1526 nt
Organism: Cydia splendana
Lineage: Eukaryota; Metazoa; Arthropoda; Insecta; Lepidoptera; Tortricidae
Product: nucleoredoxin-like
Exons: 7
Coding region: 57-1526 (489 amino acids)
Biological process (GO): negative regulation of Wnt signaling pathway; negative regulation of protein ubiquitination
Cellular component (GO): nucleus
Molecular function (GO): thioredoxin-disulfide reductase (NADPH) activity
Source: RefSeq, a predicted model, not a curated record